AUGGCCACCCGCAACCCAAACCUCAACAACAUCGCCGCGCUGAAGCUCGCCGCGGCCGCGGCGGUCGCGGCCGCGGACUCCGGCGAUGCCGAGCUAAGGGGACCCCGCGGGGAGUGGUGGUGGACGGGCCGCAAGCCGUGGCAGUGCCCGGGAUACGACGAGAAGGCCGGCGUGCUCAGGGCGCUGCCGCAGCCGAGCACGGCGACCAGCAGCAGGCAGCAGGUGCUGGACUACUUUGACAACUGCUGGGCGCUGACAGAGGUGCUGUUCAGCUGCCUUCAGGGCGGCGACGCCUUUGUGCGGCAGCCCUACCACCAGCUGCGCCACCCCAUGAUGUUCUACUACGCCCACACUGCCGUGGUGUAUGUGAACAAGUUCCGCGUGGCUGGGCUGCUGCAGGACGGGAUCGACCCCUUCAUCGAGCAGCUGUUUGAGGUGGGGGUGGAUGAGAUGAGCUGGGACGACCUGAGCCAGGCCAAGGAGGACUGGCCGCCGGUCAGGGAGGCCUGGGCCUACAGGGGCAAGGCCUACAAGGCGGCCAGGUUCAAUGAGGCAGACGCGCAAGGGGGGGGGCUGCGGCUCAAGCGGCCGGGUUGA
Monoraphidium neglectum is the source of this 597-nucleotide messenger RNA. RefSeq lists its product as hypothetical. The transcript has 5 exons. The coding region runs from base 1 to 597 and encodes 198 amino acids. The record is from RefSeq and is a predicted model, not a curated record. Lineage: Eukaryota; Viridiplantae; Chlorophyta; Chlorophyceae; Sphaeropleales; Selenastraceae.